Molecule: messenger RNA, 3482 nt
Organism: Dichomitus squalens LYAD-421 SS1
Lineage: Eukaryota; Fungi; Basidiomycota; Agaricomycetes; Polyporales; Polyporaceae
Exons: 6
Coding region: 144-3062 (972 amino acids)
Molecular function (GO): nucleic acid binding
Source: RefSeq, a predicted model, not a curated record
CUCAGGCUGGCCUUUGCGGACUCGCACUUGAAUCCUUCAUUACAUUUGUACCUCUGUUCCGCUUUUCUAAUCGCGGUUUUUGUGCACUCUUGGUGACUGUAUCGCUACAUCUGCUUCGAAAAUCCAUCUUGUAUUCGUAAGCUAUGGCUAGAGGGAACAAAAAUUACGCUCGUGGUGGCUUCCGCGAGUCUUCCAACGACAUGCUUAGAGGGCGAGGAAGAGGAGGAGGACGGGGAGGAAGAGGCUAUAGCCGAGGCCGAGGAGGUCCCCCGUACAUGGAUGAAUUUGACCUCCCUAUCCAGCAGUGGCCGAGCAAUGAGCCUCCUGCUACACCUCCUCCUCGCGGUCGCGGUCGAGGUCAUUGGACCCCUCGGGGCAACGGGACGCCUCGAGGUGGUGGAAGAGGACGAGGACGAGGACGAGGCUCAUCUCCGCUUCCUUACAACGUCUUUCACAAUUCUCGACGGGGGCUAGGAUCUCCCCAGGAAAGCGGCAGAGGGAGGGGAGAUCGUACAGAUAGCCCCCUCCCCUACGGUCGCGGACGCAAUUUGCCUGCCAAGCUGAGGGCGGGCGUGCCGCUGUCCAAACUCUUGCAUGAAGAUAGGCCUCUGCUAAAGCCCAUCAUUUUCGUGCGCUCUGUUCACACUGCAACGCUCUUUGAGAAAGAGGACGAUAUAUUUCUGCCUGUGGCAGAGCCGACUGUCGAUGGGAACGAGCAAAGUCAUGUCCCCACUGCAAAUGCUGUCUCGCGCGUGUUCAGCACAACAGAGGGAAAAGCACAAGCCGAUCUCUCUGGAGAAGAGGAAGAGCAGCUGGAAGAGAUCGACUUCGCGGAUAUCGGCAGAAUCCAGGCUGAGGUUGACGCCGCAGCGGCAAACUCGCAAGUUGUCCCCUCAGCAGUGUCAACAACAAUCACAGAGUUGACGACUUUCUUCGUCGACACCACGCCUGCACCGGUCUCUACAAACUCUACGACGAAUCGUAUACAAGUGAACAAGUUGGAUGGGGCUCUUGGAGGAGCAGCGGUGGACGACGACGAAGAAGUCAUCGUUUACGUCGCCCCUCAUCCGCGCACCGGGAAGUCUACUCCCCAGAACGUAUCCCCUCCCAUUGUACCUCUUCCUUCCACGUCCAUCCUGACAGGUGUAGCGAUUGGCCCCCCUACUCUCCCAGCGGAUGGGCCCUCCGCCACCAGGCAGGAGCGGCGAAGCAGUCCUGCGAUGCCCGCAGUCACAAGCUCCUCUCAGGCCGACACUCAACCACAGGCGACCUUCUCGCUCGAAAUGGGUACUCUCUACCCCGAAUCAGCUCCACCCUCUGCUGAAUUCAAUCCGUCGCCUGACGCCACCGAGCUGCCCCCUCCACCAUCCUUCGACUCCGUCUCGUUCGCAUUCGCGAAGACGGCCACGACCGUGAAGAAGCAGUCUCGUCGUCUCCACCCCGUCGGGACACCGCGCGCGCUGCUCAAGCGUUCUCGUCACCCUCGGCGGAAGCCGCUGCGCGGGUUCGGGUCGUUCGGCGCCGCGCACGAGGAAGCGAUGCUCCGUGAGGUCGACCCGCGCCGCGACGAGCAGCGCCGGGGCGACUCGGACGUCAACUGGGGUACGUCGGACGAGGACGAUGGCGGCGACGGCGUGGACGCGCUCUCGGCGGAUAUGGGCGGUAUGGAGCUGGACGGGGGCAUCGACUUGGACGCGAUGAAGCGGUUUGUGCAUGGCAUGAGCGCGCAGGGGUCCGCACACGUUACCAUGGACGACGUUGCGGACAUCGAGCGGAUGAAGCGGGAGGAUGAGGAGGAGGAGCGGCGAGGCCCGGAGUCUGCUGAUGAGGAGGACGAGGAGGACGAAGAGGAACGGGCGGAGGCGGGCGCCGCUGGUGCCUCUAGCGAGCGCACGGACGAGGAGGAUGAAAGCGAUGAAGAAGACGAAGAGAUUGAAGCGGUACUGAAUGCGGAAGAGGAGUUGCUCAUAGCAGAGACGAUGGUUGGUGAAGAGGACGAAGACGAGAACUCAGAGGAUGAGGGCUCCGAGGACGAGGACGAGGACGAGGACGAGACGCCGCGACGAGGUUUCCAAGCCCGUCUUGAGCGGUUGCGCGCAAGCACCAGCAAGGGCAAAGGCAAGGCUAAGGCUACCGAAGAUUCAAGUGACGACGAGGCCAUGUCAGUGCAGAUGACUUGGGCAGAUGAAGACGAGGAAUGGCUGGCCUACAUUGACGACAUACUGGACGAGAACGCGCACAUACUGGGAACUGGCAGCAGGAAAGCGAGGAAGUACAUGUUCAAGGCCAUCCAGAACGGCAGUUUCGAUUUCGACGAUGGCAUGCUCUUCGUAGCGUCAAAGCCCGCUAGGCGUCGCAAGGACAAGGGGAACGACCUCCCUCCCGAGCUCCACGAGCAAUGGGAGAAAGACCGCCAAAAGAAGGCCGAGAACAAGCGAAGGCGCGCGGAGGAACGCCAGAAGCUCGCCGCAGACCCCCUGGCCGCACACAAGGGGGGCAAGAAGGGCCGCAAGGCCAUGCUCGCGGCCGCGCGCGCCGCGGACGAGCUGCCGAACCGCGUCGUCGACUUCGUCUCGCUCGAGCAGCAGAUCCGGCGGUUCCUCGAGGACAUCGGCGGACGCGACACCAUGGUCCUCCCCCCGUGCGACAAGGAGACGCGUAAGCGCGUGCACGACCUCGCCGGGGCGUUCAACCUGAAGAGCCAGAGCAAGGGGAGCGGCAGCGAGCGGUACACGACGCUGAUCAAAACGUCGAAGAGCGGUCUCGGCGUCAAGGAGGGCAAGAUUCGGGCCAUCAUGAGGAAGGCGACGGACGGGGCCUGGGACGCCCCGGCGGCGUGGGGCAAGGGGAGGGGGAGGACCACGGCGAACCUCGCGAAGCACCGCGAGGGCGAGGAAGUGGGCAAGGACGCGGCGAAGAUCGGCGAGUCGAACAUCGGCUUCAAGAUGCUCGCCGCCAUGGGCUGGUCCGACGGGAACCGCAUCGGGCUCUCUGGCGGCCUGGACGCUCCGCUCACGGCCAUCAUGAAGAAGACGAAGCUGGGGCUGGGCGCGACGAUGUGAGCUGGUGGCUUUCACGGGCAAUUGUCUGGUUUUCUCGUGCGUGUGCUCGCUGUGCAGGGACGUACCGCAUGGUGAUGUUUGUUUCGUCUGUCUGACACGACGAUACAUAGUAGCUACCGAAGUGGGGCGGCGACUCGCUUUAGCCUGCGUCGCGGACGUGGCCGUGAGAGCGGGUCUGAGAUUGCGACAUUUGUGCUGUUGGGGUCGGUCUGUUUUCGGAUAUAUUGCACCGUCGAAGCUGCAGGAGCUGCUGAUGCCGGCGGUUGGAGAUGUGAACCGCAGAUAGUUCCUACAACAUUGCCGCAUAUGGCUCAGAGAUGUUCUUCUGUGGACUUCGCCCAAUUCCCGUACGAGCUGAGAGCUAUCCAUAUAUGAUUGUUUUCCGCUCAAGUCUCCUUAACCAGGAGGCAGCGGCGUGAG